Molecule: messenger RNA, 549 nt
Organism: Nelumbo nucifera (sacred lotus)
Lineage: Eukaryota; Viridiplantae; Streptophyta; Magnoliopsida; Proteales; Nelumbonaceae
Product: cyclin-dependent protein kinase inhibitor SMR4
Biological process (GO): regulation of DNA endoreduplication
Cellular component (GO): nucleus
Source: RefSeq, a predicted model, not a curated record
CACAAGUAAAAGGCUAUUUUAUAAAUCCCAUCUCCAUUGAGUUUGAGUUGGAUGUUCUUCGCUUCUUCGAUUUCUAGCGCUUAUCUAGAGUUACAGACAGUGAGACAGAGAGAGAAGAUGGGGAUAAAAGUAAACGAGAGAUUAGAGGAGAUGAUUGAGGAAGGGUGCGAGACGCCAAAACACCGGGACUGUCGAAUUCCAAUGGCUUCGGUGUGCCCACCGCCUCCGAGGAAGAAACCAAUCUACGGCAAGAAGAGAGACCCUCCGACGAAUGGGUAUUUUCAGCCGCCUGAUCUGGAACUUCUCUUCGCUAUAGCGCCAAGGCGGGAAGCCUGUGUGUAACUUUGAGUUUUGGUUUGUGGCAUCUGCUUUUGUAGAUAGUUGUAAUCUAUUACUUCUUCCUCCUUGAUCUAUGGCUAUGACUCUGAAAGUCGUAUUAGUUUUCAAACUGAGAAAUAUAUUCCUUCCUUGUUCGUUUCCUUACUCUGUUUUGUUGUUCAUUUUUGCGUAUGCGCGAUUAUCCCAGUAAUUUUAGACUUGGUUGCUUUC